CAGUAUGGAGGACUAAAGAAUGUUGCAGAUAUGAAGAAGCAGCCCUUCUAUAUGUUUCUUCAUUAUACUUACCUUCUACAUUCACUUGUUCUUGGAGCUUUACUGUAUGCCGUGGGUGGACUUCCACUGUUUAUUUGGGGAAUGGGCGUGAGGGUGGUGUGUGGUUUCCACUGCACCUUGUUAGUAAAUUCUGCUGGCCACAUAUGGGGAAAGCAUGGAUGGAAUCCAGGAACAAUUGGUGGUUGGCAUUUCUUGCACUUGGAGAAGGUUGGCACAAUAAUCACCAUGCUUUUGAGUACUAGGCUCGGCAAGGUCUGAAAUGGUGGCAAAUUGACUUUACUUGGUACGUGAUAAGAUUGCUUGAGGCUAUUGGACUAGCAACAGAUGUGAAAAUGCCAACCGAUCUUCAUAAGCAACGGAAAGCUUAAAUACUAGACUAGUCAUGGAUAGUCAAAAUUAGGCUUUAUUUAAACACUGAUCUGUUUACUAUAUGAUGAUGGAUAUAUAGUUCCAAAUCCCACACACGCUUUUGAGAAUUGUGGUUAAU
Molecule: messenger RNA, 547 nt
Organism: Prunus dulcis (almond)
Lineage: Eukaryota; Viridiplantae; Streptophyta; Magnoliopsida; Rosales; Rosaceae
Product: palmitoyl-monogalactosyldiacylglycerol delta-7 desaturase, chloroplastic-like
Exons: 3
Coding region: 31-318 (95 amino acids)
Cellular component (GO): endoplasmic reticulum membrane
Molecular function (GO): oxidoreductase activity, acting on paired donors, with oxidation of a pair of donors resulting in the reduction of molecular oxygen to two molecules of water
Source: RefSeq, a predicted model, not a curated record